AUGUCGGAAGUUCUCCGGAGAUACGAGGAACUCUCAGAAAUCUUUUCGGAGAAAAACAAUUAUUCCCAAAGUCGGGAACUGCUGAUUAAGGAGGGGACCUCAAAGUACCCGACAUUGGACAAGAAACAUUUGAAAAAACCAAAGGACCAUAAACUGCCAGCCCUGGUACAGGGGACCGUACCCUAUCUGGGAACAUUCCUCACCGACCUGGUCAUGUUGGACACAGCAGUGAAGGACUAUGUAGAGGACGGGCUGAUUAACUUCGACAAGAGGAGAAAGGAAUUUGAGAUUAUCGCCCGGAUCAAGUUGCUUCAGAAGGCGUGUCGGAACUACAGCUUUGAGAGGGAGCCCGAGUUUCUCCACUGGUUCGACAGACUGGAUACACUGAGUGAGGAUGAGAGUUACAGGCUAUCGUGCGAACUGGAGCCGCUAGAGAUAUCAAGUCCACAGUUGAAAACCCGGCCUACUCUGGUGAUCACUCCUUGCGAUGACUCAGCUCCCAUGCCGAGUCCUGGCCUGAUGUCCGGAGGACAAGUUCAGUGGGAAUGUCCUGCUUCACCACCGCUGGAGUCGGGCGGUGUUCCGGAGAUGUUGGGAGCCAAGGAAAACUCUCUGUGGCCCAUCAAUGCCCUGCUCGGCAAGGUUCCCUGGCGCCCGAAGUUCCCGUCCAUCUCCUCGCUGGACUCGGCUGGCAUCGAACCCUCGCCCGCCUGCCCCCCUUCCCCCGGCGGCCUGUCUCCCGCCGCGGCCUACGCCAAGGGUCACCGCCGCUCGGCCUCGUGCGGUGCAUCCUACGCCUCCCCGUCUCCCGCCGGCUCGCCGCGGACCGAUUGCCGCAUCAUCCGCGUGGGCCUGGACCUGGCCAAUGGCAACGUCUACAAGAGCAUCCUGGUGUCAAGUCAAGACAAGACUCCUGCAGUGGUGGGAAAAGCUCUGGAGAAGCACAAUCAGGACCCGAAUAUUGCCGGCUCUUAUGAGUUGGUUCAGAUCCUGUUGGAGGAUAAAGAGUUCACCUUCCCGUAUAACGCCAACGUCUUCUACGCCAUGGCGUCCGGCAGUAUUGACUUUGUCCUCAGGAGGAAGAGACAUUCAUCGGCGAAACCCAAGACCGAGCAUGGAUCGCCCUUUCCCAAGAUCAGGAGCAAGGGAAUGAAGAUCGCCAAGGCCCUGUUCUAGAGAUGACUCGACAGUUAUACAGGGUCUUGGUGAGACCACACCUGGAGUAUUGCGUACAGUUUUGGUCUCCAAAUCUGAGGAAGGACAUUAUUGCCAUAGAGGGAGUGCAGAGACGGUUCACCAGACUGAUUCCUGGGAUGUCAGGACUGUCUUAUGAAGAAAGACUGGAUAGACUUGGUUUAUACUCUCUAGAAUUUAGGAGAUUGAGAGGGGAUCUUAUAGAAACUUACAAAAUUCUUAAGGGGUUGGACAGGCAAGAUGCAGGAAGAUUGUUCCCGAUGUUGGGGAAGUCCAGGACAAGGGGUCACAGCUUAAGGAUAAGGGGGAAAUCCUUUAAAACCGAGAUGAGAAGAACUUUUUUCACACAGAGAGUGGUGAAUCUCUGGAACUCUCUGCCACAGAGGGUAGUUGAGGCCACACAGUUCAUUGGCUAUAUUUAAGAGGGAGUUAGAUGUGGCCCUUGUGGCUAAGGGGAUCAGGGGGUAUGGAGAGAAGGCAGGGAUGUGAUACUGAGUUGGAUGAUCAGCCAUGAUCAUAUUGAAUGGCGGUGCAGGCUCGAAGGGCCGAAUGGCCUACUCCUGCACCUAAUUUCUAUGUUUCUAUCAGGAGAGGUUGAGCAGGCUGGGGACUCCAUUCCUUGGAGCGCAGGAGGAUGAGGGGUGAUCGAGAGAGGUAUAGAGAGAGGUGUACAAGAUUAAUUCUUGAUUGGUACGGGUGUCAGGGGUUAUGGGGAGAAGGCAGGAGAAUGGGGUUGGGAGGGAGAGAUAGAUCAGCCAUGAUUGAAUGGUGGAGUUGGCUUGAUGGGCCAAAUGGCCCAAUUCUGCUCCUGUUAACUUAUCAAUCCCUCCCCUCCUCCACGAUCGUGAAGACCAGGAGGAGAGGAAAGGUGCUCGGCUGGUAAGGCAGCAUCCGUGAAGGGAGAAACAGAGCGAUGGCCUUUGGUCUGAACAGGGAGAGAGAGACGGGGAGAAACACAGAGGGAGAGAGUUGGGGAGAUAACACGAUGAUGAGCGUUUGGCAACACUGGGCCUGCACUCGCUGGAGUUUAGAAGCAUGAGGGGGGACCUCAUUGAAACUUGCCGAAUAGUGAAAGGCCUGGAUAGAGUGGAUGUGGAGAGUUGGGAUGUAAUGUUAAAAUUGUACAGAGGGAUCUGGGUAUAACCGUGCAUAGUUCCUUGAAGGUGGAAUCUCAUAUAGAUAGGGUGGUAAAGAAAGCUUUUGGUAUGCUGGCCUUUAUAAAUCAGAGCAUUGAGUAUAGAAGCUGGGAUGUAAUGUUAAAAUUGUACAAGGCAUUGGUGAGGCCAAAUCUGGAGUAUGGUGUACAAUUUUGGUCGCCAAAUUAUAGGAAGGAUGUCAACAAAAUAGAGAGAGUACAGAGGAGAUUUACUAGAAUGUUGCCUGGGUUUCAGCAACUAAGUUACAGAGAUAGGUUGAACAAGUUAGGGCUUUAUUCUCUGGAGCGCAGAAGGUUAAGGGGGGACUUGAUAGAGGUCUUUAAAAUGAUGAGAGGGAUAGACAGAGUUGACGUGGAAAAGCUUUUCCCACUGAGAGUAGGGAAGAUUCAAACAAGGGGACAUGACAUGAGAAUUAAGGGACUGAAGUUUAGGGGUAACAUGAGGGGGAACUUCUUUACUCAGAGAGUGGUGGCUGUGUGGAAUGAGCUUCCAGUGGAAGUGGUGGAGGCAGGUUCGUUUUUAUCAUUUAAAAAUAAAUUGGAUAGUUAUAUGGAUGGGAAGGGAAUGGAGGGUUAUGGUCUGAGCGCAGGUAUAUGGGACUAGGGGAGAUUAUGUGUUCGGCACGGACUAGAAGGGUCGAGAUGGCCUGUUUCCGUGCUGUAAUUGUUAUGUGGUUAUAUUUAUGGUUAUAUGGAUGUUUCCACUGGUGGGAGAGUCUAGGACCAGAGGGCACAGCCUCAGAAUUAAAGGGCGCUCGUUUAGAAGGGAGGUGAGGAGGAACUUCUAUAAUCAGAGGGUGGUGAAUCUGUGGAAGUCAUUGCCUUGGUGGGCGGUGGAGGCCAAGUCAGUGGAUAUUUUUAAGGCAGAGAUAGAUAGAUUCUUGAUUAGUGCGGGUGUCAGGGGUUAUGGGGAGAAGGCAGGAGAAUGGGGUUGGGAGGGAGAGAUAGAUCAGCCAUGAUUGAAUGGCGGAGUAGACUCGAUGGGCAGGGUCCACUCGCUGUCAAGGAUUUGGAGGGGGGGGGGGGAGGAGGAAGCGGGAAGGGGGCAGAGAUUGAAUUUGGCCUGAUGAGAAUUCCCCGGGAUCGGGAAAAGCACACGGACUCAAGUUCGCCAGGUUAAUUCCCGGGAUGGCAGGACUGACAUAUGAUGGAAGAAUGGGUCGACUGGCCUUGUAUUCACUGGAAUUUAGAAGGAUGAGAGGAUAUCUUAUAGAAACAUAUUCAAUUCUUCAAGGGAUUGGACAGGCUAGAUGCAGGAAGCAUGUUCCCGAUGUUGGGGGAGUCCAGAACCAGGGGUCACACAGUUUAAGAAUAAGGGGUAGACCAUUUAGAACCGUGCAUAGUUCCUUGAAGGUGGAAUCUCAUAUAGAUAGGGUGGUAAAGAAAGCUUUUGGUAUGCUGGCCUUUAUAAAUCAGAGCAUUGAGUAUAGAAGCUGGGAUGUAAUGUUAAAAUUGUACAAGGCAUUGGUGAGACCAAAUCUGGAGUAUGGUGUACAAUUUUGGUCGCCCAAUUAUAGGAAGGAUGUCAACUAAAUAGAGAGAGUACAGAGGAGAUUUACUAGAAUGUUGCCUGGGUUUCAACAACUAAGUUACAGAGAUAGGUUGAAUAAGUUAGGUCUUUAUUCUCUGGAGCGCAGAAGGUUAAGGGGGGACUUGAUAGAGGUCUUUAAAAUGAUGAGAGGGAUAGACAGAGUUGAUGUGGACAAGCUUUUCCCUUUGAGAAUAGGGAGGAUUCAAACAAGAGGACAUGACUUCAGAAUGAAGGGACAGAAGUUUAGGGGUAAUAUGAGGGGGAACUUCUUUACUCAGAGAGUGGUAGCGGUGUGGAAUGAGCUUCCAGUGGAAGUGGUGGAGGCAGAUUCAUUGGUAUCAUUUAAAAAUAAAUUGGAUAGGCAUAUGGAUGAGAAGGGAAUGGAGGGUUAUGGUAUGAGUGCAGGCAGGUGGGACUAAGGGGAAAAAAAGUUGUUCGGCACGGACUUGUAGGGCCGAGAUGGCCUGUUUCCGUGCUGUAAUUGUUAUAUGGUUAUAAUUAG
Leucoraja erinaceus (little skate) is the source of this 4383-nucleotide messenger RNA. RefSeq names its product ral guanine nucleotide dissociation stimulator-like. The transcript has 11 exons. Gene Ontology annotation, biological process: Ras protein signal transduction; positive regulation of GTPase activity. The record is from RefSeq and is a predicted model, not a curated record. Gene Ontology annotation, cellular component: plasma membrane. NCBI's taxonomy places the organism in Eukaryota, Metazoa, Chordata, Chondrichthyes, Rajiformes, Rajidae. Bases 1 to 1176 code for a protein of 391 amino acids. Gene Ontology annotation, molecular function: guanyl-nucleotide exchange factor activity.